Messenger RNA from Closterium sp. Yama58-4, 1182 nucleotides. NCBI's taxonomy places the organism in Eukaryota, Viridiplantae, Streptophyta, Zygnematophyceae, Desmidiales, Closteriaceae. The record is from the annotation of a GenBank genome assembly.
AUGGCUCCUUACACCAAGCCUUUAGAACCGUCAAUCGCGGCGCAGGUUGCGGUACUCUGCAGUUUUCCCAAAGUUGGCUUCCAGGUGCGGGACGUGCGGUGCGGGUGGGAGGAUGCGCAAUUCGCGGACCGCUUCACGGUGCACGUGCCGUGCGGCUGGGACAAGCUAGAAUGGUACGUGCAGUUCAACGGCAGUCGCCCGUGGGACCCACCUGACGUCAUCUUCCACUCCUCGCCCGAUGGCCUCUGCUUCCAACCCCUGCUGUUCCCAGGAGGCGCAGGCAGUGAGGGCAGCAGCUGGGGGCUGUUGAAGGACUGGCAACACAACGACUCAUACCGCCUGCUGCGCCUCCUGCUGCACCUCAGGGCGCUGUUCCUGCAGCAGCAGCGGCAGCAGGCGGAGGCUGUGGAGGAUGGGCGGGUCAAAUUCGAACUUAGUACGCUGGCGCAGCAGGUGAGGGGUCAGCACACUGGCGCAGCAGAUGGGUGCUGGGGGGUGCUCGUGCAACCUUCACCUCAAGCUGCUGGUGGGUGUGGUGGGGGGGGAGGGGGUGUUGCUGGGAAGUGGAUUGGUGGGGUGUUGAGGGGCGCUGGGGGUUGCUGGUGGGUGGCGGUGGGGUGCUGGUGCCAGGGCGAAUCUAACCUCAGAAUCAAGUUUCCCAUCUCGGGAAGCAACAACAGCGCCAAUGGCAAGGCCUCCACACCUCAGUUGAAGCUAGGAGGCCCGCCGCUCCUUCUCUCCCUCCUUGGCUUCCCCGAAACCAAGCUGCCUGCCUGGACCGACUCCAUGUGCACAGUUGCGUAUCUGCCUGAGCUGGCUGCAUUCAUCCAUCAACGACUUGAUAGUGCUGUCUCUUCCAUGCAAAGCCGUGCGGACUUUAUUUCUGCUCUGCCUGCGCAACUAUUCUCUCAGACCACGCUUUUUGUGUCUGCCAACAGCUGCAUAUGCCUGGUGCGCAUUGCCCUGCCACCAUCCUUCCCACAGCAGCAGCCCUCCAUCACCCUGCAAUCCAUUCAUAACCGCCCCGUGGCGUCGGAGCCAAUCAGCAACUUCCCUUGGAGCCCCCGAUGGUCCCCUGCUCAAAUGGCACAGCGCCUCUGCUCGUUUCUAGAAGAUGAAUCUGUUGCUUUCAAGCGCUUCUGUAUUGACGUCUCCAGAGCAGCUGCUUCGGCAAGAACUUGA